Musa acuminata AAA Group (dessert banana) is the source of this 2457-nucleotide messenger RNA. RefSeq names its product putative disease resistance protein RGA4. The transcript has a single exon. Gene Ontology annotation, molecular function: ADP binding. Lineage: Eukaryota; Viridiplantae; Streptophyta; Magnoliopsida; Zingiberales; Musaceae. The coding region runs from base 1 to 2457 and encodes 818 amino acids. Gene Ontology annotation, biological process: defense response to other organism. The record is from RefSeq and is a predicted model, not a curated record.
AUGGCGAUGGUUUUAGAUGCUUUUGUGAACAUUUUCAUCGAGAAGCUGGCCGAUCUCAUCCAAGACAGGGUUGUGAUGAUGCUGGAGGUGGAUGACGAGUUGCAGAAACUCAAGGAAAGUCUGGAAACAAUUAUUUGCCUGCUGAAGGUUGCGAAGAGGAAGAAGAUCCAAGACUCGGCGAUCGGUAGCUGGGUGAGCAAGCUGAAAGAUGUCAUGUACGAAGCUGACGACAUUAUCGACCUCUACAAAGCGGAGGGUGGCAUACUCGCGGAGGAAGAACUAUCAUCGGCGUCGUUGGGUCAACGGGUACGCCGUUGCUUCCCUCUUCUCUCAUGCUUUGUUGGUGUUCCCUUUCGUUAUCAAAUUGGUAACAAGAUUAGGGACCUGAAUGAUCGACUCCAGCAUCUUUCUAAUGAUAACUUAAGCUUUAAUAAGCUAGCUUCUAUCAAUCGACAAGCCUCAAUAAGUGCCAUUACCAGUAAAACUUCUCCGCUUGUGCCGCCGGACAUUACCGGAAGUGACAUUUAUAUGGCUACAGAUAAUCUCAUUGGGUUGUUGAACAAGGGAAAUGAACGAUCGUGUCGCCUUUUUGCUAUCACGGGCAUGGGAGGAAUAGGGAAGACAACACUCGCACAGAAGAUAUUCAAUGAUUCUAGGAUUAUCGACAAUUAUGAAAUCAGAUUAUGGGUGUGCGUUUCAAAAGUAUAUUCCGAGAUCGAUCUGUUAAAACAGAUGAUAAGAGGAGCAGAGAUAGAUUAUGGGCAAGCAACGGAGAGAGCAGAACUAGAACCGAUGCUUAGAAGGGCUAUUGACGGAAAGAGCGUCUUUUUGGUGCUCGAUGAUAUCUGGCGAGCGGACGUAUGGGUAAACUUACUUCGUACUCCAUUGAGCAGUGCAACGGCUAUCAGAAGAAUCUUGGUUACCACCAGAGACGGAAAGAUCGCAAACCAGACGGGAGCCGUACAUAUACAUAAUGUCAAAUUGCUGCGUGAGGACGAAGGUUGGGAACUGCUGUGCACGAGCGCAUCGCUACAACGGAAGAAAGAUAUCCUAAACCUGAGAGAUAUAGGAAUUGGGAUCGUUCGGAAAUGCCAUGGUCUUCCUCUGGCAAUCAAGACAAUGGGAGGAGUUCUAAUGACAAAGGAGAAAAGCCGGGGAGAGUGGGAAAAGGUGCUCGACAAUGGUGCUUGGACUAUGAGCAAGCUUCCAAAAGAACUCAAGGGAGCCCUGUAUUUAAGUUACGAGGAUUUACCGUCUCAUCUCAAACAGUGCUUUCUCUACUUUGCACUUUUCCCCGAGGACCAUGAGUUUCAUCAAGAGGAUCUUGUUAGACUAUGGGUAGCAGAAGAAUACAUAGAAAAAGAAGGUAGCAGGUUGCCGGAAGAGACAGCCGAGGAGUACUACACAGAGUUUAUAAGGAGGAGCAUUCUACAGCCAAAUCCAGGGCUUGGAAAUAUAAAAACUACUAAGGUGCAUGAUCUGCUGCGAUCGCUUGCUCAAUAUUUGGCAGAAGAUGAAUGUAGCAACGUAAAUGCUCGUGAAAUAAAAUUCCCUACCAAGCAAAAGCUUCGUCGUCUAUCGAUAAUAGAGGAAGGGAAUGUGGCAACAAUACCUGAAGUUUUUUCCAGGCACAACUGCCUGAGAACCUUGAUGCUCUUCAGAAGCCCCACAACCGUCCUAAGUGAAUCCUUGGUAAGACUCCGGUGUCUCCGCUGCUUGUCUCUCAGAGGAACAGCAACCAGAAGCAUCCCAAAUUCCAUCGGGGACUUAAUUCACCUGCGAUACUUAGAUCUAUGCUCUACCAGCGUGUCCAGACUACCGGAAUCCAUCGGGCAACUUACCAACCUGCAAGUGUUAGACCUCCGCUCUUGCAAGCAUCUGUGCACACUGCCUCGGGGCAUUACCAGAUUGUGCAAUUUGAGGUGUCUCGAUCUUUUGAAGGCACCACUAGAACAUUUACCGGCGGGGAUUAUGAAGUUGAAACAGCUGAAUUUUCUCUCAGGGUUUGUGAUCGGUGAGCGAGGCAACGUUGGUAAUCAGAUGCUGAGUGUUUGUGAUUUGGAGGAGUUGAGGUCUCUUGAUCGGCUCAGACACCUCAGACUAGAUAGGCUGGAAAGGUACUCCUCUAAUGGGACUUCUCUGCUGCUGAAUAAAUCCCUUCUUCAGAGAUUAUGUCUCUCCUGCACAUCCGCUGUCGAACGACAAUAUUCGGAGGAGGAGACGAAUCAGAUACAACACGUGUUUGACAAUCUAAAGCCUCCACCAGGAUUGGAUGAUCUUAUAAUCGUUGGGUUUUUCGGCCGAAAAAAUCCAAGCUGGAUGCAGUCAUCGUCUUUGGCAACUUGUUUUCGUUGCUUGACGUGCAUGACUCUGAAAAAUCUUGCAUCGUGCUUGCAGCUUCCACCGCUGGGUGAGUUGCCGCAUCUGCAACGUCUGAAAUUUAGUGGAAGAUCAUAA